UUUCACACUACAAGACCGUACACCACGCACCUUCCGUACGAGGCUGAUCCCGUGUGCAUGCCUCGUUCUCCCGAUAAACGCUGGCCUUCGCCUAGCGAACGGGAGGACCGGAACCGUCGCUCGGGUCCUCCUCCUCCCUAUGCCUCGACGUCUUCCUCUUCCGUCGUCCCGUCAUCGUCUGCGAGGUAUGACUACGACUAUGACUCGAGAUAUGGGUAUAAACGAGACGAGAGGAGGUAUGAACCUAGAGAGAGGGAGAGGGACCGGUAUGACGACGAUCGGAGGAGGACGUGGACGGGUCGACCUGCGCCUGCACCUGCUUCUGGGUUAGGGGAUCGUGAUAGAGAAUGGGAAAGGGAACGGGAACGGGAGCGGGAUAGAAGGGAUACACGGCCAGAGUAUACGGACAGCUAUAGACCUGCCUACGGACGAGACAACCCCCGUUCUUCCGCCCCGACCACGACGGCUUACCGCAACCCUUCUCCCAUCCCUCAAUCCCACCCUUAUUCCCAUCCUUCACAUGCUGCACAUCCACAUUCCCACUCUCACCCUCAAUCGUAUGCCCACACCCAGCACCCUUACCAUCAGCAACCGCGACCACAGGCACAAUCACGAUCACAAACCCCGACGCACCCAACCUCGAAUCCGAGGUCUAAAUCUAAGACUCCACCUAGAUCUCCGAGCGUACAUACCGAGGAUGAAGGGUAUUCCACUGAAGAAGGAAUGAUCACACCGAAGAAACCCAAGCCGAAGGAUUUACCCAAUCUCGUGCGGGGUUCGUCUAUCGACCUGAAAGAUGAUCCUGAACGCAAGGGAAACGCCAAGAUCGGAUCUGCAGACAUGACCGGUCCGGUGGAUCCCUCCUCGAUACCAAACCCAGCCUCAGUCCGGGCACUGGGUAUAUCUACCGGAGUUGUUGAAGCUACAGCCCCGAAGACCGAGGUCAAGAUGGAAGAGCCUGAACAACAAAUUGAGAACGGAGCGGCAACCGAUAAGACUGAAGCAGAAGCUGGAGAGAUCAGGGAACAACCUCCGACUCGGACUCGAGUUCGGGCUGUCUCGGCGGCAUCGGUCUCAGGGAUUUCAGAGAAUGUUCCUCCAUUGGAGAUCGGGGAGAUUAUUCCACCUGUGAGGGAUCUAUCGAACGGAACGAGGCACGAUGAUUUACCGCCCAAAUCGGAUGGUCGAGCUCGAUCCCCGAAUCGCCUCGCCAGUAUAGAGCCGGAAAGGCAUCCGCGGGAGGGGGCCUCUCUUAACGGGGCCGGCCGUGCAGGAUACUCUAACUCGACUUCGAAUACGGGUUCGGGUUCCAAUUACGGAGCACGGUAUGGUGAUCGAGAGCGGGAUGGAAUUAAAGGCAGGGACGAUUACGACAGGGAUUAUGACCGAGGUCGGAUAGGGAGCGCAGGCUAUACUAGAGGAAGCGGGAGAGGUGUAGGCGGACCCCGCUCGAGGUAUCCAGAAAACAAUCGGAGGAGAUCCAGAUCACGCUCGAGGUCGGCCUCUAGGUCGAGAUCGAGAGAACCCCGACCAAUAGGCCAAGCGCAAGGCCAGACUGCCGCCCCGUACGCCUCGCAGGUCCUCUCCGCGCCUAAGGUCGAAUCGCAGUCGAUACCGGCCCGACAAGGACGUUCACGCUCUCCGCUUGGUAGAACACCUGCGCCGUUCAAUAGGAAACGAUCACGAUCACGGUCCAGUCGGAGCUCGUCUUCCCGAUCAAGAUCAAGAUCCCGGUCCCGGUCCCGCUCGUCCACUCGGUCGAAGAAAAUCCCUACAGCUCCCAAAGGCCCGAGGAACUUUAACCCACCUACAGGUCCAAGCGGACGAGGAGGAUACGUUCCGCGAGGCGGGUUCCGAGGGAGAGGGGGAGCUGGGUACCAUCAUGCCCACACGGGAUACGGAGGAAGGGGAGGGUAUGCGGCCCCGGCUUGGGCGCCUAGGUUCCCGGCCGCAGCAGGCCAGACGGGGGCAGUACCGCCUGCAGGGCCAGCUGCGGAUAGAUUGCCAGCUUCCACUCCUGUUGGACCGAGUCUCGAUCGGGAAAGGGAGCGUGAACGGGAACGUGAAAGGGAGAGAGAUAGAGAGAGGGAGAAGGAGAGGGAGAGGGAUAGAGAUGAAAAAGAACGUACGGUACCGGUGGUAGGCAAGUGGGCUGCGAGAAAAGCGAUGGACGCGGCGGAAAGAACGCCAGAGACGCCUUCUCGUCGAGACGAUAGGGCGUUACCUCUUAGCAGCUCGCCGAUCCGUCCGACCGAGACAUCGGCAAGAGAUCACCGGUCGGCUAGGGAAACCGGAAGGUCGCCCAUAUACGAAAAGAAUGAAGACGAUAUGAAGCGGGCGGGCGUGAGCAGACAGGAUACAGGAGGAUCAUUCCCGGGAAGCGGCAAGCGGGAAGAUACCGCACUGCCAUCGCCAUCUCUGAAUCCUUAUCAGCCGAGACAAGAGGUCCGGAUCUCCUUGACCCAGGCGACCAAACCGGUCCCAGAGAUGGAGAGAAAGAUGCCGACGGCGCUCCCGAGCAUCACGACGCCGAGAUCGAUGGCUUCCCCUGCGCAGGCGGAGGGCGACAAGAAGAUGCAGCAGGUGCUCUCCCCUCUUGGAUCGAGCGUACCUUCUCGCCCCAUCACGCCUGUUCCUCAAGCCGGAGCCGUCAAGCCGGAGUCGCUGCAAGGACCGUCCUCGAGGCCUUCUUCUAGCCACGCACAGCAGCAACAGCCAACACAGCUUCAGAACCCUCAACCCCAGCGUAGUCGCUCGCAUCGACACAUCGAUCGAUCGUGGCGGGGUUAUCCUGUGCCGAAGGAGAUCACUGCUCGACCACAUCAAGUGAGCGAGACGCUCGUUCACGUGCCCGACUCGGACAAGAUGGAAGUGGACGCCCAGGACGGUAACGAUCCGCAGACAGGAUCGAUCAUCAGGAUCAGAACUCGUGAUGCGAUUCCUGGAAUGGAACACCUCGAUGGCGAGCUGACAAGACUUCGCCACGAACGUGAAAAGAUGCACUACGCGUUCCAGUCCCAAGCUGCGUCGUUACGUUGGAAUCGCUUCGACGUUGCCCUGGCCGAACAGGAAUUGGAGGCCGCAAGGAGAAAGACUCAAGCGGCCGGGAUGAUGUACUUUGCGCCCGAGACCUUGGGUCCAAUGUCGCCUUUGCCCCAAAAGGAGGAGUAAUGCCCAAAUCGCACGCUACCCAAAGAACAAAAUAAGACGAGGAGACAAUCUGUGCUUCGAGCCAUAAUGAUGCGUAUUGAAAGUCCUGUGCGACGUUAUUACAUUGUGUAGAUAUGUGCGUGUGUAUGUACGUAAUGUAGGUGGAUGAAUAUGCUCACACGCCCAAACCCGAUUCCUAUACUCUAUGCCGAGACGAGGGAUGAUCUGCC
This is a messenger RNA of Filobasidium floriforme, 3380 nucleotides long. RefSeq lists its product as uncharacterized. The coding region runs from base 58 to 3171 and encodes 1037 amino acids. The record is from RefSeq and is a predicted model, not a curated record. The transcript is spliced from 3 exons. Lineage: Eukaryota; Fungi; Basidiomycota; Tremellomycetes; Filobasidiales; Filobasidiaceae.